Neoarius graeffei (lesser salmon catfish) is the source of this 1509-nucleotide messenger RNA. Its product is annotated as fibroin heavy chain-like. Lineage: Eukaryota; Metazoa; Chordata; Actinopteri; Siluriformes; Ariidae. The record is from RefSeq and is a predicted model, not a curated record. The transcript has 2 exons. Bases 1 to 1509 code for a protein of 502 amino acids.
AUGGGAAAAGGAGCAGGAGCAGGAAAAGGAGGAGGAAUAGGAGCAGGAGCAGAAGCAGGAAAAGGAACAGGAAAAGGAAAUGGAGCAGGACAAAGAGCAGGAACAGGAAAAGGAGCAGGAAAAGGAGCAGGCACAGGAAAAGGGGCAGGAACAGGAGGAACAGGAAAAGGGGCAGGACAAGGAACAGGAAAAAGAGCAGCAGCAGGAAAAGGAGCAGGAACAGGAAAAGGAACAGGAGGAGCAGCAAAAGGAGCAAGAGCAGGACAAGGACUAGGAGCAGGAACAGGCACAGGAAAAGGAGCAGGAGCAGGAAAAGGAGCAGGAACAAGAAUAGGACAAGGAAUAGGAGCAGGAAGAGGAACAGGAGGAGGAGCAGGAAAAGGAGCGGGAACAGGAAAAGAAGCAGGAAAGGGAAAAGGAGCAGGAGCAGGAAAAGGAUCAGGAGCGGGAACUGGACAAGGAGCAGGAAAAGGAGCAGGAACAGGAGAAGGAACAGGAGCAGGACAAGGAGCAGGUGCAGGAACAGGAAAAGGAGCAGGAACAGGAAAAGUAAAAGGAGCAGGAAAAGGAGCAGGAACAGGACAAGAAGCAGGAGCAGGAAAAGGAGUAGGACAAGGAGCAGGAACAGGAAAAGGAGCAGGAACAGGCGCAGGAGCAGCAAAAGGAGCAGGAACAGGAGGAGGAGCAGGACAAGGAAAAGGAUCAGGAACAAGAAUAGGACAAGGAAUAGGAGCAGGAAGAGGAACAGGAGGAGGAGCAGGAAAAGGAGCGGGAACAGGAAAAGGAGCAGGAAAGGGAAAAGGAGCAGGAGCAGGAAAAGGAUCAGGAGUGGGAACUGGACAAGGAGCAGGAAAAGGAGCAGGAACAGGAGUAGGACAAGGAGAAGGAACAGGAGCAGGACAAGGAGCAGGUGCAGGAACAGGAAAAGGAGCAGGAACAGGCACAGGAGCAGGAACAGGAAAAGUAAAAGGAGCAGGAAAAGGAGCAGGAACAGGACAAGAAGCAGGAACAGGAAAAGGAGUAGGACAAGGAGCAGGAACAGGCGCAGGAGCAGGAACAGGAGGAGGAGCAGGACAAGGAAAGGGAACAGGAGCAGGUGCAGGAGGAGGACAAGGAGAAGGAACAGGAGCAGGACAAGGAGCAGGUGCAGAAACAGGAAAAGAAGCAGGAACAGGCACAGGAGCAGGGACAGGAAAAGUAAAAAGAGCAGGACCAGGAAAAGAAGCAGGAACAGGAGAAGGUGCAGGAAAAGGAACAGGAGCAAGAACAGGAGCAGAAGCAGGAAAAGGAAAAAGAGAAGGAACAGGAAGAGGAGCAGAGCAGGACAAGGAACAGGAAAAGGAGCAGAAAAAGGUGCAGGAGCAGGAACAGGAAAAGGAACAGGAAAAGGGGCAGAAAAAGGUGCAGGAGAAGGAACAGGAAAAGGAACAGGAGCAGGACAAAGUGCAGGAGCAGGCACUGGAGCAGGAAAAGGAGCAGGAAAAGGAGCAAGAGCAGGACAAGGACUAG